Moneuplotes crassus is the source of this 702-nucleotide messenger RNA. The record is from the annotation of a GenBank genome assembly. NCBI's taxonomy places the organism in Eukaryota, Ciliophora, Spirotrichea, Euplotida, Euplotidae.
CAAUAAAUGCAGAGGAAGAGACUAUUCAAUGAAGAAGACAAGCACAAGAUGUGGAGGAUCAACUGGAAAUUACUCAAUACCGAAGUUAUUUCUCCAAAGAAGAAAACCCUCACAAUUGAUAUUCAGGAUGAGGAAGAUUCUGAAGAAUACGAAGAAAUACCAGAUGUUCCCAAGGAUGUUUACUUAAAAGCAGUUCAAGAAUAUGUUGCUGAAAAAACAAGAAUACACUCUCGAGUCUUAAACUCUAUGGGACUGGAGCAGGGUGGAAAUAGCGAUGAACUUUGCCUUGAAAACCCUGGGGUGCACUCCACCUUCAAGCCAAGUACAAAGAAGCCUUUUAAUGCGCUGAAUUGAGACACACAUUUAAGCAAAAGUUCGUCCAAACUUAGUACAUUGGGAAGAAGCAGGAAUGUAACUUUCUCUCAGACCAGGACAGUCAGGCGGGGUGCCACAACUCUCCACCAUUACAGUUUGCUCAACCAAAUAAGGCUGAAUAAAAAGUCCUUACUAGACUCAGAAGAUUCCUUGCCUGAUAUAAAUAAGAAGAGAAGGAUGCUUCCACAGAUUUUCAAAGAGAAAGAAAUGUUUUCAACAAUGGAGCCACUUAGCCCGAGGAAAUGAUUUGCUCUGUCUCCUGAUAGAAUGGCUCAAAGGGUAAUGGAAAGCAAGUUGGGCUCUACAGGUAAGUAUUUCAAGAAUUAA